AGCACCAUUCUUAUUGAAUUUGCUUCUUUUUACGACACUGACCUUAUCAUGCAACUAAACGGCACGUAUGAUGUGAAGCUGGGUAAAAGCUUCUUAGAUCCAAACUCGGCCAAAUAUCUCACUAUGCGUUGUGAUUUCAUGCCUGCCUCUGUGGAUCGUACUCAACCUGGAUCGAUAAAAGUCGAUGAUAGCAAGGAAGUGGUGGUCAAUUUGCCUAAUGUAGCCUCUGUUGGGUCCGGCUCCACUGUGUUUCGAGGUAGUGCCCGUCCUGUACAGAAGGAAUGCAUCCUAAUCUACAACAAAAAGACGGGUGAGCUUACUCUUGAGCGAAUAGCUCAUGCAGUGCAGUUGAAAAAGACCCGCGAGGAACAGAAGACCACGCAAUCCAACGCACCCGCUUCCUCAUGCUCCACCAUCGACUCUCAACCGGACCCAUCUCGCCAAAAGAAAGCUUCCGCUCGGAACCAAGACAAUACUAAACCUCCGCCUGUCCCAUUGUCGAAACGAAAGUUAAAAGACGCCAGGACUUCAAAAUCAGCUGUUCAGUCAGGCAAACCAAGAACUUUGAGCAGCAGUAGUAGCUGUAGCAAUGAUGGCGGUGGUAGUGGUGGUGGCCGCGCGAACACCUCCGAUGGGUCGGAAGGUCGGCGGGAGGCUGGCGCGGUUGCAAGUGACACGGAUGUAGACACAGACUCAAGCAGUUCCAGUGGUCUGUCCGAUGUGCCUCAGUCCGGCAAUUCACAACGCGCUAAGCAGAUGGCUGCUGGGUCUCGAGAAUCAAGUUAUCUACCUGUGCAUCGUAAGCUUAUCGAACACGAUCUGAAGUUGAGUGACUCCGAUUCGGAUGAUUGAUGGCGAUAUUCGUCCAACCCAAUUCUCACGCCCGUGCAGUUUGCCGUUACUCUACUCACGUUCCGUGCCUAUUGCUCUCACUCCAUUCCCCCCAUCACUUUCGCUUGAUUUUGGUUACAGAGCUCAUUCCGUUCCUCUUGAUUUGUAAAUAAACCGAGUUCACUAUUGAUUUGAUACAGGCCACUAAUCUGUGAUCUUGUCACUUCGAAUCAUGCCUUCAAAUGUCCCUCCGGGUUUGUAACCACAUACCGCUUCGCUAUUCAUCUAGUGAAUAGCGCAAAAUAGUCUGUUCAAACGCUCACUCAUCCUCCAAAUGUGACAAUCGGCAGUUGUAAAAGAAUGUGCGUAUUUUUUCGAGAUUGGUGUUCUGCCGUCCUAGUUUGAUAAUGGUCUUGGCUUGUGUUCUUCUGUAAUCGUUCUGGAUGAUUUUGCCUGUCGGAUCGACUUUCACCUCAUGAUCCUUAGAUCUGCUGC
This is a messenger RNA of Dicrocoelium dendriticum, 1326 nucleotides long. NCBI's taxonomy places the organism in Eukaryota, Metazoa, Platyhelminthes, Trematoda, Plagiorchiida, Dicrocoeliidae. The record is from the annotation of a GenBank genome assembly.